ACAGGAAUCUAGAACUUACUCCAUGAGACACAAGUGAAGGAUUUAUACUCUCUUGUGCCUCCUCAAACAACGCCUUUGUUCCUGAGAAAGGAUGUAAAAAUAUUAUGUGAGCAAGACAAUAACAAGAAAAGAGCAUGGGCAACACUUCACCUGAUGUCCUGCCACCCUUAUGACUCAACUCUGUCAGAAGACACCAGUGCUGCCUGCCACCAGACAAAGUGAGGACUGGGACAGCAAGGACUUCUCAAGCUCCUGCUUGGCUCUCUAAUAGGAUAUAAUGACUGGGGCUAAGGCCCUGGUCCAUAAAAGGAACAUGUUCCUUAAGUUCUGCCUGUGGAAGAUGUUCUUCCUCUCUGCAUGGUCACCAAUUGGACAUGCNAAGUACAAUAGCCUUCCAGAAGUAGUGAUACCCCUGAGGGUCACUGUCACAAGCAGAANUAAUAUUUCACCAGGUUGGCUGUCCUAUAGCCUGAAGAUUGGGGGGCAGAGACACAUAAUCACUAUGAAACCCAAGAAAAACUUGAUAUCCAGAGACUUCUUAUUAUUCACCUAUAGUGACCAAGGUGAUCUCCUUGAAGAACAGCCUUUUGUGCAGAAUGACUGCUACUACCAUGGCUACGUGGAUGAAGACCCAGAAUCCCUGGUCAUUGUCAACACCUGUUNUGGGAGUUNGCAAGGCACACUAGAGAUAAAUGGUACAACUUAUGAAAUCAUGCCCAAGAGCUCAACGUCAACAUUUGAACAUCUGGCUUACAAAAUGGACAGUGGGGAGUCAGAAUUGUCUCCCAUGAGAUGUGGGUUAUCAGAACAGGAAAUAGCACGACAAAUGAAGCUUCCAGAAAGCAAUGACUCCACACUUUUGCGAAUCCCCUAUCAGAAUUUCUGGACCCAUCACAGGUUUGUUGAUUAUUAUGCAGUAAUAGAUCAUAUUCAAUAUUCUCAUAGAAAUAACAAUACCACAACUUGUAUUCAAGAUAUGUUGGAAAUAAUCAAUGGACUAAAUGGUUAUUAUCUUCAAAUAGAGACUGAUGUGGUUUUAACCAAACUUGAAAUGUGGAGUGAAAAAAACCUUAUCAAAGUAAAACAACCUUUAUCUGAAGUCCUUAUUGAUUUCUGCACUUGGAAGCUAAACAUGAUUGGCAAUAAUUUUAAACAUGAUAUCAUACACCUUUUAGUCAGACAGAGUUAUGGUAGGUUUUUAGGGUUAGCUUUUGUAGGUUCAGUUUGUUUUUCUAAUAAUUGUGGAGUUAACAGUUUUGUUAAUGAUAGACUGAUGGACAUGUCAUUCACUAUAGCACAUGAGAUGGGUCAUAACUUGGGUAUGCAACAUGAUGGAAGUGGAUGUACUUGUGGAAGAAAAAAGUGCAUAAUGGCCCCAAAUAAAUCACUUUCCCCAAAAUUCAGCAACUGUAGUUAUGAAGAAAUGUUUUCAGUUGUUAACAAAAGAAGUUGUUUAUAUGAUAUUCCAGAGGCGCUAGUAACAAACCUGACCAUAUGUGGGAAUAAGUUGGUUGAAGAAGGAGAGCAGUGUGAUUGUGGGAACUCUGAAUCGUGUUUAAAAGAUCCAUGCUGUAGCAGCAACUGUGUUCUCAAACCUGAUGCUCAAUGUGCUUUGGGACUUUGUUGCAAAAAUUGUCACUUCCUUCAAAGAGGUACUGUGUGUAGACAAGAGAUAAAUGAGUGUGACCUUCCAGAGUGGUGCAAUGGAACUUCAGCUGAGUGCCCAGGAGAUGUGUAUAAAGCAGACGGAAUCCCUUGCAGUGGUGGUGGUUAUUGCUAUAGAAGGGCAUGUCAUCAACGUGAUGAGCAGUGUCGGGAGAUUUUUGGCAGUGGAAGUAGAAGUGCAGAUAAAAUUUGCUACAUGGAAAUGAACAAACGGGGUGACCGCUUCGGGAACUGUGGCAAUGAUAGUUCUACGUAUAGAACAUGCCAACUCGCUGAUGUACUUUGUGGGCGAAUUCAGUGUGAGAAUGUGAUCGAACUUCCCCAAAGGAGAAACCAUGAGACAGUGCAUUAUACUCAGUUCAGUAAUAUCACCUGCUGGACUAUGGACUAUCAUUUUGGGAUCUCCAUAGAUGAUGCUGGAGCAGUGAGNGAUGGCACAGCUUGUGGUCCAGAUCAUUUAUGUGUUGACAGAAAGUGUGUCAGCACGUCUGUUCUGGUAAGUGACUGUUCACCACAGUUAUGCCAUAUGCGAGGAGUCUGCAACAAUAAACACCAUUGCCAUUGUGGCAUCACAUGGAAACCACCAGACUGUGGACAACGUGGCCAUGGAGGUAGUAUAGACAGUGGACCACCUCCAUUGCCUUUAUCUCAUUCCAAAUGGUUUGUGUUCCUCCUAAUUGCUUCAUCUGUGUGUAUGGUUAUCGCAAUUUAUUUAUUCUGUUAUUAUAAGGUAAGGAAAUAAUCCCUAAAAUAAAUUGUGCCAGACUCAGAAUCUGGUGAUAAACAUCUAACCUGAAUAAAAACAGAUUUUCAGGUCUACUG
Mus pahari (shrew mouse) is the source of this 2487-nucleotide messenger RNA. RefSeq names its product disintegrin and metalloproteinase domain-containing protein 26A-like. Lineage: Eukaryota; Metazoa; Chordata; Mammalia; Rodentia; Muridae. Gene Ontology annotation, biological process: male gonad development; proteolysis. The record is from RefSeq and is a predicted model, not a curated record. The transcript has 2 exons. The coding region runs from base 278 to 2407 and encodes 709 amino acids. Gene Ontology annotation, molecular function: metalloendopeptidase activity. Gene Ontology annotation, cellular component: sperm head plasma membrane; plasma membrane; external side of plasma membrane.